AUGGGGUUGGGCCAAGCUUUGGUGGUUGCUUGUGGUCUUAUGGUCUCUACGAGACACAGACCUCCAGAAGCAGUUCCUUACCGGAUUAACCAAGACGUCGAUCUCUUCAUUUUCAUCACUGACCGCGAAGCCGAUAUCUGCUUCAGUGUCGCCUGUGAUUUGUUAUCCACAAUCGGAAGCAGGAGACCGCAAAAUAGGCCAAGACACCAAGAGAAGCGUUCUCGAGACUGUUCCGACGAUGCCAAAUUUCGACGAGCGAAAAACCUCACCGGCUGUCACCACCUCCACUGGGUUUGGCUUAAUCUAGAGAAGGCUGCUGAUGUUAUAGAGCCGCGGUUUAUUGGUUUCAGAGGUUUGUCAUGCAUGGCACAAAAACUUGGUAAAGAAAUGUUUGGAGGACGAGAUGCGAGCUACAGUAUCAAGAAGGCUUCAUCAGGAAGUAGAUGACAUAUGUCAACAAAGAGGAACAGAUGGUUUGUUUGCGGAUCUCAUGGAAGAUUUUGUUGAUGCAUAAAAUUUUGUGGAUUAUCUGAAGGCAACUUGGUAUCCUAGAAUUUGUUUAUGGCUUAGGAUGCAGGUCAUUGGCCAAUCAUACAGUAGUAGCUUACGAAAUCAAUUAGUUUUUUUUUUUUUAUAUCUUUUUAUGAUCCAAGUUAAAGUUAUUCAUUAUGUUAAAACAGUCCAUAAAUUUACGACUUUAUGUUAAAUUAGCUCAUGUCUUCUGUUUGUAUAUCCUGUACAAAAUUGUGAAAAUGAG
Messenger RNA from Rosa rugosa (rugosa rose), 757 nucleotides. RefSeq lists its product as uncharacterized. NCBI's taxonomy places the organism in Eukaryota, Viridiplantae, Streptophyta, Magnoliopsida, Rosales, Rosaceae. The transcript has 4 exons. The coding region runs from base 1 to 447 and encodes 148 amino acids. The record is from RefSeq and is a predicted model, not a curated record.